Molecule: messenger RNA, 1150 nt
Organism: Megachile rotundata (alfalfa leafcutting bee)
Lineage: Eukaryota; Metazoa; Arthropoda; Insecta; Hymenoptera; Megachilidae
Product: integrator complex subunit 12
Biological process (GO): snRNA 3'-end processing
Cellular component (GO): integrator complex
Source: RefSeq, a predicted model, not a curated record
AACUUGGAGCUUUGGAAAUUUAGAGACUUGAAAAUUGCGAUGUUCACAUACUUGAUUCCCAAAAUCGAAUACAAGUAGUGGGAGGUUCUUUCCCCUACAAUCGUCCUUAACUAAAGGAAGCCUACGUUUACCUACGUUGCACUAGGGUGUACGUUAUACGUUUAUUAAAAAUUUCAUACCCUAUGGAUGUGCAUUGCAGUGCACUGUGCGCUUUUAAAAUCUUUACGGCUUGCAAAAAUUUUUAUGAAUAUAAUCAAUUUUGAUAUUUUUAAAUAACUCAAGGUUAAAAUAAAUAUAUACAAAAAUGUCACACUUGGAGUUAGAUCCUCAAUUUACGCAAAGUUUACACCUUUUGCAUUCCACUAAUAAAGAUUCUGCAGAACAACUACGAGCACUUUUAGAUGAAGCAAUUAAACAGAAAUAUGGGCCAUCAAAGAUGUUAUCAAAUGUAUUACAAAAAAAGUAUAUGAUGGAGGAACCAGUAUUAAGCGAUCACAGCAGCAACAGUAGUAGUAAAAAAAGUAAAAGCUCUUCUUCUUCCAAACAUUCGAGUAAAUCAAGUAAAAACAGUUCACCUGUGAAUUUGCCUACACGUGACACACCACCUGAUAUUAUACAAACCGAUAAUACUCUAGCAUUAGAAAUAUUAGAAGAUGAUCUUACAUGUGUAAUAUGUAAAGGAAUGGAUGUUGGAGCAAGAAACAGACUUGUUGAAUGUUUAGAAUGUCAUUCUUUGUAUCAUCAAGAAUGUCAUGUGCCACAUAUUUUAGAUUCACAAAUAGACAUUCCAGGAUUGGUGUGGUACUGUUCAAAUUGUUCUAAAUCUCAGGCCUCAAAAGAAAGGAGCUCACCAAAAACAGUGAUAGAAAGCAAAUCCAAAGAACAAAAGAAAUCUAACUCUGGUGGGGGAAAUAAAGUGACACCAAAUAUUCAUAUUAUAAGUGCAGACAGAAGAUUAAAAGAUAUGAUGAAGAAAGCUAAACAAGACAAACGAAAUACAAAUGCUACCCCCAAUGCAAAGAAUUCUUCAUCCAAUUCACCAUCAUUGUCUUCAACCAAAUCUCAGGAAAAAUCAUUACUGUACAAAAUUAAAUCAGGUGUAGAAUGAAAGUUUUAUCUAUACAAAUAUCAAAAUAUUAUCUUACAUUUA